GUUAGCAGGAGCAGAAGGGAGGGAGCAUGGGGAACCGUUGCUGACACUUACAGGAUCUCGUUCCAAAAAAAAAAAAACGGGUGGACAGAAAUACUCCUGUUAUCUUUAACGAAGCACAGCAAAUAUUUAAAAAAAAACGGUGCUGGUAAACAUGCAGGUGCAUCAGCAUUUGCAAUUUGAACUGAAGUCCAAUUGCGUAUAGGUACGGCGGAGGCCAUUGACAGUUGAUGUGAAACACUCGGGAGCUUGAAAACAGACUGAUGGCGCCUGAGUGACAUGCCAUGGCCCUGAUGAUCCCCCCAGUGAAGCUUAAAUGGCUGGAGCACCUCAACAGCUCGUGGAUCACAGAGGACAGCGAGUCCAUCGCCACGCGGGAGGGCGUGUCUGUGCUCCACUCCAAACUGCUGGCCAACAAAGAGGUGGUGCUGCUGCCCCAGCAAGUGCUGUGCCUCAAGGGCCCCCAGCUGCCAGACUUUGAGCGCGAGUCCCUCUCCAGCGAUGAGCAGGAGCACUACCUGGACGCCCUCCUGGGCAGCCAGCUGGCCCUGGCGAAGAUGGUGUGCUCCGACUCGCCCUUCGCCGCCGCCCUGCGCAAGAGGCUGCUGGUGCUGCAGCGCAUCUUCUACGCGCUGUCCAACAAGUACCACGACAAGGGCAAGGUGAAGCAGCAGCAGCACUCUCCGGAAAACAACUCCGGCUCGGCCGACCUGCACUCGGUGAGCGAGAGGCCGCGCUCCAGCACCGACGCGCUGAUCGAGAUGGGCGUGCGCACGGGCCUCAGCCUGCUCUUUGCCCUCCUGCGUCAGAGCUGGAUGAUGCCGCCCCCGGGGCCGGGCCUCAACCUGUGCAACGACGUCAUCCACACUGCCAUAGACGUGGUCAGCUCCCUGCCGCCCCUGUCUCUGGCCAACGAGAGCAAGAUCCCCCCCAUGGGCUUGGACUGCCUGGCUCAGGUGACCACCUUCCUGAAGGGCGUGACCAUGCCGAACUCCGGGGCGGAUAUCCUCGGGCGGAGGCUGGCGUCCGAGCUGCUCCUGGGCCUGGCCGCUCAGAGGGGCUCACUGCGCUACCUCCUGGAGUGGAUAGAGAUGGCUCUGGCCGCUUCGGCAGUCGUCAGCGCCAUGGAGAAGAGCAAGACGCCCCUGAACCAGGAGGGGCUCAUCGGCUACGACUGCUUCAUGAAUAUCUUAAUGCAGAUGCGCCGCUCCCUGGGGUCCUCAGCGGACCGGAGUCAGUGGAGAGAACCCAAACGGACAGCUGAUGGGCUCUGCUCAUUGUAUGAAGCUGCACUCUGCCUGUUUGAAGAGGUUUGCAGAAUGGCAUCAGACUACUCCAGAACCUGUGCCAGUCCGGAUAGCAUCCAAACAGGAGAGGCGCCCAUGGUGUCGGAGACAUGCGAGGUCUAUGUCUGGGGCAGCAACAGCAGCCAUCAGCUGGUGGAGGGCACCCAGGAAAAGAUCCUGCAGCCAAAACUGGCACCAAGCUUCGCCGAUGCCCAGACGAUUGAGGCCGGGCAGUACUGCACCUUCGUCAUCUCCUCUGACGGGUCGGUCCGGGCCUGUGGAAAGGGAAGCUACGGAAGGCUAGGUUUGGGCGACUCCAACAACCAGUCCACUCUGAAGAAGCUGACCUUUGAACCCCACCGAGCCAUCAAGAAAGUGUCAUCCUCCAAAGGCUCAGAUGGCCACACCCUGGCCUUCACGACCGAGGGCGAGGUGUUUAGCUGGGGUGAUGGGGACUACGGCAAGCUGGGCCAUGGGAACAGCUCCACGCAGAAAUACCCGAAACUCAUCCAAGGCCCCCUCCAAGGAAAGGUGGUGGUGUGCGUGUCUGCGGGGUACAGGCACAGCGCUGCCGUCAGCGAGGACGGAGAGCUCUACACGUGGGGGGAGGGAGAUUUCGGAAGACUAGGUCACGGAGACAGCAACAGCAGAAACAUUCCUACUCUGGUGAAAGACAUCAGCAAUGUUGGAGAGGUGUCUUGUGGGAGCUCCCACACCAUUGCACUGUCGAAAGAUGGCCGCACAGUUUGGUCCUUUGGUGGAGGAGACAACGGGAAGCUUGGCCAUGGGGACACAAACAGAGUGUACAAGCCCAAAGUUGUGGAGGCCUUGCAGGGCAUGUUUAUUCGUAAGGUGUGCGCAGGGAGCCAGUCCUCCUUGGCGCUCACCUCCACAGGACAGGUUUACGCAUGGGGCUGUGGGGCAUGCCUAGGGUGCGGCUCCUCUGAAGCCACUGCGCUCAGACCAAAGCUGAUUGAAGAACUGGCCACCACAAGAGUGGUGGACAUCUCCAUUGGUGACAGCCACUGCCUGGCUCUGUCACAUGACAACGAGGUGUACGCCUGGGGUAACAACUCCAUGGGACAGUGCGGCCAGGGUAAUUCCACCGGGCCCAUCACAAAACCCAAGAAGGUCAUUGGCCUGGAUGGGGUUGCCAUCCAGCAGAUUUCUGCAGGCACCUCCCACAGCCUGGCCUGGACCGCCCUGCCCCGGGACAGGCAAGUCGUAGCAUGGCAUCGUCCCUACUGUGUGGAUUUAGAAGAAAGCACUUUCUCGCAUCUUCGCUCCUUCCUGGAACGGUACUGCGAUGGCAUCAACAGUGAGGUGCCCCCUCUCCCCUUCCCCUCAUCAAGGGAGCAUCAUAACUUCCUCAAGCUGUGUCUGAAACUCCUGUCGAAUCACCUGGCUCUGGCCCUUGCUGGAGGCGUGGCCACCAGCAUCCUGGGUCGCCAGGCGAGGCCUCUGAGAAACCUGCUUUUCCGCCUCAUGGACUCCUCUGUGCCAGACGAGAUCCAAGAGGCUGUUAUAGAGACGCUGUCGGUGGGAGCCACCAUGCUGCUGCCCCCCUUGCGAGAGAGAAUGGAGCUGCUGCACUCCCUGCUCCCCCAGGGGCCUGACAGAUGGGAGAGCUUAUCCAAAGGACAGAGGAUGCAGUUGGACAUUAUCCUGACCAGCCUGCAGGACCACACCCAUGUAGCCUCACUGCUUGGGUACAGCUCUCCUCCCGAUGCCCCCGAGGCACCCCCUGCUGGCCUGUCCUUCGGCGUCCCUCUGGACCCCACCUACGGCUUGCCCGGCACCCACCCCGAUACACACCUGGCCGAGAUUCUGAUGAAGACGCUGCUGAGGAACCUGGGCUUCUACACGGAUCAGGCAUUCGGAGAGCUGGAGAAAAACAGCGACAAGCUCCUACAAGGCACCUCCCCCUCGGACAGCAGCCAACCCGCCCACCUGCAUGAGCUGCUCUGCUCGCUGCAGAAACAGCUCUUGGCCUACUGCCACAUCAACAGUGUCACAGAGAACUCCAGCAGCGUGGCUCUACUGCAUAAGCACCUGCAGCUGCUGCUUCCUCACGCCACAGACAUCUUCUCCCGCUCUGCCACCCUGCUGAAGGAGAGCUCGGGGAAUGGCAGCGUCAGGGAGAAGCUCAGAGAUGUGGUCUACGUGUCAGCGGCCGGCAGCAUGCUGUGUCAGAUCAUUAACUCCCUGCUGCUGCUGCCUGUGUCAGUGGCACGCCCUCUGUUGGGCUUCCUGCUGGACCUGCUGCCUCCGCUGGACCGCCUCAACAGGCUGCUCCCUGCUGCCACCUUGCUGGAGGACCAGGAACUGCAGUGGCCCCUGCAUGGAACCCCAGACUCUGUGGACCCGGCGGGCCUGCCCCUCCCUCAGCCGGCCCAGUCGUGGGUGUGGCUGGUGGAUCUGGAGCGCACUGUGGCCCUGCUGGUGGGCCGCUGUCUAGGGGGGAUGCUGCAGGGCGCGCCCGCCUCCCCGGAGGAGUUGGAUACCAGCUACUGGCUCAAGACCCCACUCUUCAGCAACGGGCUGGAGAUGGACAUCCCCCAGCUGGAUAACUGCAUCAGCUCCUUGCUGGAAGUGGCCCUGUCAGGGAACGAGGAACAGAAACCCUUCGAGUGCGCCUUGCGUCCCGACAUGACCAUGUUAGUAGAUCUGGCCCUGGGAUCUACCAAGGAGCCCGCCAACAGCCUGUGGAUCAACAUGCAGGACUACGCCAUCAGCAAAGACUGGGACAAUGCCACUCUCAGCAGCGAGUCCCUGCUGGACACGGUGUCGAGAUUUGUCCUGGCAGCCCUGCUGAAGCACACGGGCCUGCUGAGCCAAGCCUGUGGGGAAGGGAGGUACCAACCCUGUAAGGCCCUAGCUGAGGUUUACCGCAGUGUGUACAAGGUCCGGAACCGCCUGCUGGCCUGCAAGAACAUGGAGCUCAUUCAGACUCGGUCAUCCUCCAGGGAGAGACGGGUUUCGGAUAACCAGGACUCCCUGGACAUGGACCCCCAGGAGCACUCCUUUACACGCACCAUUGAUGAGGAGGCAGAGCUGGAGGAGAGGGCAGACCGCGAACGGGAAGAGGGGCACCCGGAGCAGGACGACGAGGAGGACGAGAGGGAACACGAGGUCAUGACUGCAGGGAAAAUCUUUCAAUGUUUCCUCUCAGCGCGGGAAGCAGCCCGCAGCCGGGAGAGGGAGCGGGCUGGUAGCGCCGCUGGGCUGGGCUCCUCGUCCGGCCCGCGGGGGGGAGAGGAGGAGCCCCCGCAGUUGCAGGAGGACAGACGGGACAGCACGGGUCUGCCGGAGGGACAGGACCUGUACACGGCGGCGUGCAACUCGGUGAUCCACCGAUGCGCCCUGCUGGUGCUGGGGGUCAGUCAGGUGCAGGGGGACCUGCUCAAACAGCAGCAGCAGGAGGAGGGCCCCGCCCAGCCAGCCAGCGGGGGAACCCAGGAGGGCAUGGGCUUCAUGACCAGGAGCGAGAGCCUGACAGCUGAGAGCCGCUCCGUCCAGGCCAGCCCCAGCUACAGACUCAUCAAGUCCAGGAGCGAGUCAGACCUGUCGCAGCCCGAGUCUGACGAGGAGGGCUACACACUGAGCGGAAGGAGAAAUGUUGACUUGGACUUGGCUUCAUCCCACAAAAGGAGAGGAUUGCUGCACAGCUCUCCAGAUGCCUUGGCCGACUCCUGGUUCCGAGUCAAGCACGGACGGGACCGGCUCUACAGCUCUGUCCAUUUCUACGAGGAGUCCGAUCUGGACCUGAACAGGUCGCUGGGGGUACACGCCCUGAUCGAGAACAUGGUGAGCUUCGUCAGUGGGGACGUCGGCAACACGCCCGCCUUCAAGGAGCCUGAGGAGGGGAUGUCCACCAGUCCCCAGGGUGUUAUCAUCGCCAUGGAGCAACAGCAGAGUCGGGCGGAGCUGCGUCUGGAGGCCCUGCACCAGAUGGUGGUGCUGCUCUCCGGGAUGGAGGAGAAGAGCAGCCAGGCCGCGGGCGUGGGACGCUCCAGCCCGCCGUUCCAGUCCUCCUCCCUGCUCACCUCCGUCCGGCUGCAGUUCCUGGCCGGCUGUUUCGGCCUGGGAACCGUGGGCACCGGCGGCACCAAAGGGGAGAGCGUGCAGCUUCACCACUACCAGGAUGGGAUCAGAGCUGCCAAGAGGAACCUCCAGAUGGACAUACAAACAGCAGUGCAUAAGAUCUACCAACAGCUGUCUGUGACCCUGGAGAGGGCACUGCAGGCCAAUCAACAUCACUCAGAAGCCCAACAGCGCCUCCUGCUGGUGACAGUGUUUGCACUGAGCGUGCGCUACCAGCCGGUCGACGUGUCGCUGGCCAUCUCCAGCGGGCUACUGAACGUGCUGUCGCAGCUGUGUGGCACGGACACCAUGCUGGGCCAGCCCCUGCAGCUGCUGCAGAAGCCCGGGGUGUCCCAGCUUAGCACCGCCCUCAAGGUGGCCAGCACCCGACUUCUGCAGAUCCUGGCCAUCAGCACUGGGACGUAUGCCGACAAGCUGAGCCCCAAGGUGGUGCAGUCCCUGCUGGAUCUGCUCUGUAGCCAGCUGAAGAACCUGCUGUCUCAGGCUGGUGUCAGCCCACUGGCCACUGGCAAAGAGGAGGAAGAUGAGAAGUCUGAGGAAGGCUCUGACCCUGAGAAGAAGGACUUCAGAGCGCUUCUCCGCAAACAACACACGGCAGAGCUGCAUCUGGGAGACUUCCUCGUGUUCCUGCGCCGGGUUGUCUCCUCCAAAGCCAUACAGUCCAAGAUGGCCUCCCCUAAGUGGACCGAGGUGCUCCUGAACAUCGCCGCUCAGAAGUGCUGUUCAGGGGUUCCUCUGGUGGGGAACUUGCGAACGCGACUCCUGGCUCUUCAUGUGUUGGAAGCUGUCCUUCCGGCGUGUGAGUCCAGCGUGGAGGACGACCAGAUGACUCAGGUCGUGGAGCGCCUGUUCUCUCUGCUGUCCGACUGCAUGUGGGAGGCACCUAUCGCUCAAGCCAAGCAUGCCAUCCAGGUCAAAGAAAAAGAACAGGAGCUAAAGCUGCAGGGGGAGGCGGAGGAAGAGGAUGAGAACCUGCCCAUCCAGGAGGUGUCCUUCGACCCGGAGAAAGCGCAGUGCUGUGUGGUGGAGAACGGGCAGGGUCUGACGCACGGCAGCGGUGGAAAGGGCUACGGCUUGGCCUCCACAGGCAUCUCCUCUGGCUGCUACCAGUGGAAGUUCUACAUAGUGAAGGAGAACCGGGGUAACGAGGGCACCUGUGUGGGCGUGUCCCGUUGGCCUGUGCACGACUUCAACCACCGCACCACGUCAGACAUGUGGCUGUACCGCGCCUACAGCGGAAACCUGUAUCACAAUGGCGAGCAGACCCUCACCCUGUCCAGCUUCACUCAGGGCGACUACAUCACCUGUGUGUUGGACAUGGAGGCCCGCACCGUGUCCUUUGGAAAGAAUGGAGAGGAGCCCAAAUUAGCCUUUGAAGACGUGGAUGCCACUGAGCUGUACCCCUGUGUGAUGUUCUACAGCAGCAACCCUGGAGAGAAGGUGAAGAUAUGCGACAUGCAAAUGAGGGGCACCCCGCGUGACCUGUUGCCAGGAGACCCCAUCUGCAGCCCCGUGGCGACGGUGCUGGCGGAGGCCGCCACCCAGCUGAUCCGCAUCCUGCACCGCACCGACCGCUGGACGCACUGCAUCAACAAGAACAUGAUGGAGCGGCUGCACAAGAUCAAGGCCUGCUUCCGAGAGGGCGGGGGCCCCGGGGGUGGCGGGGGAGCGCAGCGGCUGCGGAAGAGCCGUUCUGUCCAGAGCAGGGAGGAGCACGAUGCCCGGCCGGAGCAGAGGGAGGAGGAGAAGGGGCGGCACAGCCGGCACGGCCUGGGCGACCUGUCCGAGGCCCAGCUGAAGACCCUCUGCACGGAGGUGUGGCCCGUGUUGGCGGUCAUCGGAGGGGCGGACGCUGGCCUGCGAGUGGGCGGCAGGUGUGUCCACAAGCAGACGGGCCGGCACGCCACCCUGCUGGGCGUAGUCAAGGAGGGCAGCACCUCUGCCAAGGUGCAGUGGGACGAGGCGGAGAUCACCAUCAGCUUCCCAACUUUUUGGUCGCCUAGUGACACCCCCUUGUACAACCUGGAGCCCUGCGAGCCCCUGCCGUUCGACGUCUCCCGAUUCCGUGGCCUCACCGCCUCCCUGCUGCUGGACCUCACCUACCUGACCAGCAUCCACGAGGACGCGGGCAAGCCCAGCGCCCGCCGGCACGAGAAGAGGCACCGUCACGAGUCUGAGGAGAAGGCGGAGCCUGAGCAGAGGGCGGAGCCGGAGAGCUCCCGGGAGACGGGCGACCUGAGGGUGUCCCACAGCCUGGACGAGGUCAAAGCCCACGCCGCCAACUCCAAGUCGGAGAGCGAGAUCACCUCCUUCUCGCUGGACUCCCAGCAGGCGCCCGCCGAGGCCAAGAGGAGGUCGCACGAGCAUGGGGGCAGCCGGAGCCACGACACGGCGCAGGCCCAGUCGGAGAUGCGUGCAGUGCAGCUCUCCUACCUCUACCUGGGCGCCAUGAAGACGCUGAGCGCCCUUCUCAGCUGCAGCCGCUACGCCGAGCUCCUGCUGGUGCCCAAGGCGUUGACGGAGAGCGGGCACAACGCCGACUGCGCUGGCUCGCCCGUACUGCAGGAGGAAGUAGAGAUGCGGGCGGCGCUGCAGUUCCUCAUGCGGCACAUGGUGAAGAGGGCAGUGGUGCGCUCGCCCAUCAAGCGUGCCCUGGGGCUGGCCGACCUGGAGAGGGCUCAGGCCAUGAUCUACAAGCUGGUGGUGAACGGGCUCCUGGAGGAACAGUACGGAGGCAAAGUCAAGCCUGAGGCGGACCCAGAGGUCGAGGAGACAGAGGGCGGUCAGCAGGCUCAGACCCCAGUCACCACCAGCCCCUCCGCCUCCAGCACCACCUCCUUCAUGAGCAGCUCUCUGGAGGACACCACCACAGCCACCACCCCUGUGACGGACACUGAAACCGUGCCGGCCUCCGAGUCACCUGGUGUGAUGCCUCUGAGCCUGCUGAGGCAAAUGUUCUCCAGCUACCCGACCACCACUUUGCUCCCCACUCGCCGAGCACAGACCCCGCCGGUGUCAUCUCUCCCCACCUCACCCUCAGACGAGGUGGGCAGGAGGCAGAGUCUGAGCUCCCCAGACUCCCAGCCCACCAGGCCAGCCAAUCGCACAGGUACAUCCCUGUCGGACCCCAGCAGCAGACUGUCCACCUCUCCUCCCCCUCCUGCCAUCGCCGUGCCCCUGCUGGAGAUGGGCUUCUCCCUGCGCCAGAUCUCCAAGGCCCUGGAGGCCACAGGGGCCCGAGGAGAAGCAGACGCCCAGAACAUCACGGUGCUGGCCAUGUGGAUGAUCGAGCACCCUGGCGAGGAUGAGGAGGAGUCCCACACAGGCGGGGGCGCGGACUCCUGCCCCGGGGCCAUGGCCCUGGGAGGAGGGGGCAAGUCCAUGGACCGGAGUUACCUGCGCUCGCCUGCGGACAUCCCCAGCGCCGACGCUGCCGAGAUGGAGGAGGGGUUCAGCGAGAGCCCGGAGAGCUUGGAUCAGGACACCGGCUCUGCCUCGAGCGGCCCCACCCCCAGGGGGCGCUCUGCUGUCAGCAGGAAGCACCGCUUUGACCUGGCUGCGCGGACACUGUUGUCCCGCGCUGCCGGUCUGUACCGCUCGGUCCAGGCCCACCGCAGUCAGAGCCGACGGGAUGGCUCCACACUGCAGCAGGACCCUGGCACCCUGUACGACUUCAACCUGGACGAGGAGCUGGAGAUGGACCUGGACGAGGAGACCAUGGAGGCCAUGUUCGGCCAGGACCUGGCCAGUGACACCGACAUUCUGGGAAUGUGGAUCCCGGAGGUACUGGACUGGCCAACAUGGCACGUGUGCGAGACCGAGGACCGCGACGAGGUGGUGGUGUGCGAGCUGUGCGAGGCCAGCGUGGCCAACUUCAACCAGCACAUGAAGAAGAACCACCCGGGCUGCGGCCGCAGCGCCAACCGCCAGGGUUACCGCAGCAACGGCUCCUACGUGGACGGCUGGUUCGGCGGGGAGUGUGGCAGCGGCAACCCGUACUACCUGCUGUGCGGUGCCUGCAGGGAGAAGUACCUGGCCGUGAAGAGCAAGGCGAAGGUGUCAGUGCCGGAAAGAUACAAGGGCCAGGCUCCAGAUCUGCUUGGGAAGCAGGACAGUGUGUAUGAAGAGGACUGGGACAUGCUGGAUGUGGAUGAGGAUGAGAAGCUCACAGGGGAGGAGGAGUUUGAGCUGCUGGCUGGGCCACUGGGCCUGAGUGAGCGCAGGGUGGUUCCAGAGGCUGUGCAGUUCCCCGACAGCGACCCACUUGGCGCCUCCGUCGCCAUGGUCACAGCUACCAACAGCAUGGAGGAGACCUUACUACAGAUCGGCUGUCAUGGCUCUGUGGAGAAGAGCUCCUCUGGCAGGGUGACCCUGGGCGAGCAGGCCGCCGCCCUGCUGAACCCUCACGACCGGGUCAUGGCCCUGAAGAGGGUGACCGCAGCUGCCCAGGUGUUGCUGGCCAGGACCAUGGUGAUGAGGGCACUGUCCCUGCUCUCUGUCAGUGGGUCCAGCUGCAGCCUGGCAGCAGGGCUGGAGUCCCUGGGUCUGACUGACAUCAGGACCCUGGUACGACUGAUGUGCCUGGCUGCUGCCGGGCGCGCCGGCCUCUCCACCAGCCCGCCGGCUGGCCCAGGGGCUUCGGAGCGGCCCCGCGGGGCCACCAAGGCCAGCAAGCCCAUCUCCUGCCUGGCCUACCUCAGCACGGCUGUGGGCUGCCUGGCAUCCAACAGCCCCAACGCUGCCAAGCUGCUCGUCCAGCUCUGCACACAGAAUUUGAUCUCGGCCGCCACCGGUAUGAAUCUGACCACCGUGGACGACCCCAUUCAAAGGAAGUUCCUUCCCAGUUUCCUCAGAGGAGUAGCUGAGGAAAACAAACUGGUGACCUCGCCCAACUUUGUCGUCACCCAGGCUCUGGUAGCCCUGCUGGCUGACAAAGGGGCCAAACUGAGGCCCAACUAUGACAAGACAGACAUCGAGAAGAGAGGUUUUGUAGCGCAUUUGUAUGCCCAUCCUUCAUAUAAUCCUUCCGCUGUAGGCCCCCUGGAGCUGGCCAAUGCACUGGCGGCCUGCUGCGUGUCCACACGCCUGUCCUCGCAGCACCGCCAGUGGGCCGCCCAGCAGCUGGUCCGCACGCUCGCUGCGCACGACCGCGACAACCAGAGCCGACCGCAGACCUUCGCCGACAUGGCGGGGGAUCUGCGAAAGUGCUCUUUCAUCAAGCUGGAGGCGCAUCAGAGCAGGGUCAUCACUUGUGGCUGGUGCAGCAGGAAAGGUCUCCUAGCCACCAGUGGCAAUGAUGGAACAGUCAGGGUGUGGAACGUGACCAAAAACCAGUACACACUUCAGCAGACCUGCAUCUUCAACAAAACGGACGGGGCAGCGGAUGAGGGGUUGGGCUGUCUCGGCUCUCCAGGGGACCCCAGCCUGUCCCCUGUCUCCUGGAGCGUCAGUGGAAAGUAUCUGGCCGCUGCCAUGGAAAAAAUGGUCAACAUUUGGCAAGUCAACGGGGGGAAAGGCCUGCUGGAUGUCCAGCCUCACUGGGUGUCCACCCUGGCCUGGCCAGAGCAUGAGCCCAUGUCCCUGUGGUCAGGGGAGCCCGUGGAGCUGCUGCUGGUGGGGCGCAUGGACGGCUCUCUGGGCAUGAUUGAAGUGGCCGACGCCUCCACCAUGCAGAGGGUGGAGCUGGAGCACUGCUACAGGAAGGAUGUGGCUGUCAUGCACAUUGCCUGGUAUAGUGAAGACAAGCCCUUUGCCGUUGGAUAUGCUGAUGGAAAGCUUCUGAUUGGUUCUAAAGAACCACUGGAGAAAGGAGCCAUUGUGGUUAUAGAUGCACACAAGGAGUCCAUCACCUGUAUGAAGUGGGAUCCCAGCGGUCAGAUCCUCCUGACCUGCGCCAAGGAGGAGACGGUAAAGCUGUGGGCCUGUCUGCGUCCCGGUGGAGGCUGGCGGUGCCUGCAAGCCCUCACCCACCCCGCCACGGUGAACGGCGUGGCCUGGUGUGGCCUGCCAGGGCAGGGCCCCAAGCCCCUCAGCAUGCUGGCAACAUGCUGCCAGAAUGGUUUGGUUUGCGUCUGGACCAUUCCUCAGGACGCUUGCGACUUCCCAGAAUCCAGCUCCAGCAGCUCCGACGGAUGGUGGGAAAUGGAAACAAAAUCAAAGAUAAAGCGCACUUACAGAAGACCGAACAGUGCCGUGUGCGUGUUUCAGCUGAAGGGACACAUCACGCCCGUCCGGAUGGUGGCGUUCAGUCCCGAUGGGCUGGCCCUGGUGUCUGGAGGUGUUGGUGGCCUCAUGAACAUCUGGUCCCUGCGGGAUGGCUCGGUGCUUCAGACCAUAGUGGCCGGGUCUGGCGCCAUUCAGAACAUCGUCUGGAUCCCAGACGUCGGAGUGGCAGUCUGCUCUAACCGAUCAAAGGAUGUGCUGGUGGUGAACUGCACGCCGGAGUUCAUAGCCAACAAUCACGUUCUGGCCACCUGCAGAACGGCCCUGAAAAAGCAGGGGGUUGUGGGAUUGAAUAUGGCACCCUGCAUGAGGGCUUUCCUGGAGCGGCUUCCAAUGAUGUUGCAGGAGCAGUAUGCAUAUGAGAAGCCUCACGUGGUGUGUGGAGAACAGCUGGUCCACAGCCCUUACAUGCAGUGCCUGGCGUCCCUGGCUGUGGGACUGCACCUGGAUCAGCUGCUGUGCAGCCCGCCUGUGCCCCCCCACCUCCGACACUGCCCCCUAGACCCAGGCGCCUGGAACCCCAGUGAGUGGGCCUGGCUGGACUGCUUCUCCACCACUGUUAAGGCUGCAGAGGCACUGGCCCGUGGAGCCACCUUCCCAGAAUCCUUCACUGUUCCCGACCUGGAGCCAGUGCCCGAGGACGAGCUGGCCCUGAUCAUGGACAACAGCAAAUGGGUCUCUGGAAUGGAUGAGCAGAUUAUGUCCUGGGCUACAUCCAGACCAGAGGACUGGCACCUGGGAGGGAAGUGUGACGUGCUGUUGUGGGGGGCCGGACGCCAUGGACAGCUGGCAGAGGCUGGCAGAAAUACUCUGGUGCCCACCAUAGCGCCUUCCUUCUCCCAGGCCCAACAGGUGGUGUGUGGCCAGAACUGCUCCUUCGUGAUCCAGGCCAAUGGCACCGUGUUGGCGUGUGGGGAAGGCAGCUACGGCCGGCUGGGACAAGGCAACUCCGACGAUCUGCACGUGCUCACUGUCAUCUCAGCCCUGCAGGGCUUCGUGGUGACCCAGCUGGUGACAUCUUGCGGUUCGGACGGCCACUCCAUGGCGUUGACCGAGAGCGGGGAAGUGUUCAGCUGGGGUGACGGUGACUACGGCAAGCUGGGCCACGGGAACAGCGACCGUCAGCGGCGACCGCGGCAGAUAGAGGCGCUGCAGGGAGAGGAAGUGGUGCAGAUGUCUUGUGGGUUCAAGCAUUCAGCUGUGGUGACUGCAGACGGCAAGCUGUUCUCGUUUGGAAAUGGCGACUACGGGCGACUGGGCCUGGGGAACACAUCCAACAAGAAGCUCCCAGAGAGGGUGACGGCGCUGGAGGGGUACCAGGUUGGACAGGUGGCCUGCGGCCUGAAUCACACGCUUGCCGUUUCGGCUGACGGCAUGAUGGUUUGGGCUUUCGGAGACGGAGACUACGGGAAGCUAGGCCUGGGAAAUUCUACCGCAAAAUCCUCCCCACAGAAGGUGGACGUCCUUUGCGGAAUUGGAAUUAAGAAAGUGGCCUGUGGCACACAGUUCUCCGUGGCCCUGACUAAGGAUGGCAAUGUCUAUACAUUUGGGCAAGAUCGUCUUAUUGGCUUGCCGGAGGGCAGGGCCCGGAACCACAACAGACCCCAGCAGGUGCCUGCCCUGUCAGGGAUCUUCAUCGAGGACAUCGCCGUGGGGGCGGAACACACGCUGGCGCUGUCCUCCACGGGUGACGUCUACACCUGGGGCAGCAACUCGGAGGGCCAGCUGGGUCUUGGCCACACCAACCACGUAAGAGAGCCCACGCUGGUUACCACUCUUCAGGGGAAGAAUAUCCACCAGAUCUCUGCUGGCCGUUGCCAUAGCGCUGCAUGGACCGCUCCAUCUGUCCCGCCCAGAGCCCCCGGCUCCUCUGUGCCCCUGCAGUUGGGGCUGCCCCUGGCAGUGCCCCCACAGUACAGCGCCCUGAAGGAGGUCAGCAUGGAGGCCGUCCGUGCCAGGCUCCGUCUCCUUUACCAUUUCUCUGACCUCAUGUACUCUUCCUGGAGACUGCUCAACCUCAGUCCUAACAACCAGAGCUGCACCUCGCACUACAACGCGGGAACAUGGGGCAUCGUCCAGGGCCAGCUGAGGCCGCUGCUGGCCCCACGCGUGUACACACUGCCCAUGGUGCGCUCCAUCGGCAAAACCAUGGUGCAGGGCAAGAACUAUGGCCCUCAGAUCACCGUCAAGAGGAUAUCCACCCGGGGGCGCAAGUGUAAGCCCAUCUUCGUGCAGAUCGCCCGGCAGGUGGUCAAGCUGAACGCCUCGGACCUGAGGCUGCCCUCACGCGCCUGGAAGGUGAAGCUGGUGGGCGAGGGGGCGGACGACGCCGGGGGCGUGUUCGACGACACCAUCACAGAGAUGUGCCAGGAGCUGGAGACGGGGGUCGCCGACCUGCUCAUCCCCUCCCCUAAUGCCACAGCUGAAGUGGGCUACAACAGAGACAGGUUCCUGUUCAACCCCUCGGCCUGCCUGGACGAGCACCUCCUGCAGUUCAAGUUCCUGGGAAUCCUGAUGGGCGUGGCCAUCCGCACCAAGAAGCCGCUGGACCUGCACCUGGCGCCGCUGGUGUGGAAGCAGCUCUGCUGCAUCCCGCUGCUCCUGGAGGACCUGGAGGAGGUGGACCUGCUCUACGUCCAGACCCUCAACAGCAUUCUUCACAUUGAAGACAGCGGCAUCACCGAGGAAAAUUUCCAUGAGAUGAUCCCCCUCGACUCAUUCGUCGGCCAGAGCGCAGACGGAAAGAUGGUUCCCAUAAUCCCCGGAGGAAACAGCAUCCCCCUCACCUUCUCCAACAGGAAGGAGUACGUGGAGCGGGCCAUCGAGUACAGGCUGCACGAGAUCGAUCGCCAAGUGGCCGCGGUGCGUGAGGGCAUGUCCUGGAUUGUCCCCGUGCCUCUACUGUCCCUUCUCACGGCCCGGCAGCUGGAGCAGAUGGUGUGCGGCAUGCCCGAGAUCUCGGUGGACGUGCUGAAGAAGGUGGUGCGCUACCGCGAGGUGGACGAGCAGCACCAGCUGGUCCAGUGGUUCUGGCAGACCCUGGAGGAGUUCUCCAACGAGGAGCGCGUCCUGUUCAUGCGCUUCGUCUCUGGCCGGUCCCGCCUGCCCGCCAACACCGCCGACAUCUCUCAGAGGUUCCAGAUCAUGAAAGUGGACAGGCCAUACGACAGUCUGCCCACCUCCCAGACCUGCUUCUUCCAGCUACGUCUGCCCCCAUACUCCAACCAGGCGGUCAUGGCCGAGAGACUGCGAUACGCCAUCAACAACUGCCGUUCCAUCGACAUGGACAACUAUAUGCUCUCCCGCAACGUUGACAACGCAGAGGGUUCAGACACAGACUAUUGAUAAGACGUGAUCAAACACCACCUAACACCAUGCCCCCCCUCUCCCUUGAAAAUGGUAGAGGGGGAUGUCAGAUAUCUGAGUUGUGUCACUAAACAAGUAGGAACUCUAGGGCAUAAAACCCAUUUAUGAUACUGAUGACUUUUUGAGUAUUCAGUGUACUUGCGAACAUAAUCAAUUCAGUGUUUUUAUUUCACCUUGUGGUUUAUUAGCAAUUAAAACGAUCGACACAAGCAGUGAAUUGAGUAUUUUUUGGUUUUUCUUUGCUCCAUCCUAUUUUCAGGGUUCUUUUUUUUAAGUUUGCAUGGAGGAAUGUUUUAAUUUGUUGGGAAAUGUGUAUAGGUUAACCAGCCCAA
This is a messenger RNA of Megalops cyprinoides (Indo-Pacific tarpon), 15307 nucleotides long. RefSeq names its product HECT and RLD domain containing E3 ubiquitin protein ligase family member 1 (gene herc1). Bases 282 to 14954 code for a protein of 4890 amino acids. The record is from RefSeq and is a predicted model, not a curated record. Gene Ontology annotation, molecular function: ubiquitin-protein transferase activity; protein binding. The transcript is spliced from 79 exons. NCBI's taxonomy places the organism in Eukaryota, Metazoa, Chordata, Actinopteri, Elopiformes, Megalopidae.